AUUUUUUUGGGAUGUCCUGGAAGUGGUUUUCGUGACAGUGCCGCAUUUUGAUACCAGGGAUUUUGGAAGAUUGGACGAUGCCAAACGAGGUGGGGAUGAUUGGGGGGUUCAGUUUGCUUGGGAACGACCGCUGUCUCCAUCGGCUUAGUUGCAACUUGGAAUGAAAAGGAGUUAUUGGUGAAGGUCCCCGUGGUAAAUCGCCUCAGGCUCAGGCUUUACUCCAAAGCCAGCCUCGGCAGGGCACCUUUCCUAGGCCCAUCGCGCAGCGCUGUCUCUAGCGGCUGCGCACGGCGCUUUCUGCCAUGGGCAGCCAGUUCUGGGAGCUGCACCGAAGGUUGGCGGACUGCUACCAGGAAGAUCUCCGAUUGGCCAAAGGCGAGCUCAACGUCCGAAAGCUGCAGGAAGGCAGCGGCCCAGACAGCCCAGGUCUUGAGGUUGAGGAGCUGCAAUCCUUUCACGAGGAAGACAAUGCGCCACCUCCGCCGGUACCGAUCAACGCGAGGAGUUUGCCGAAUUCCAAUUGUGCUUCUCCGAGCUCUCCGGGGUUCACUACAUUGAAGUCUCAGCACUCCAUUUCAAGGUUGAGGUCCAGCAGCUUCUUGAGCUCGGCGGGAUUGGACGACAAGCUAAAGGUUCCACGUCAGGGGACCGGCGUGGCCAACGUGGCCAACGUGGUACUGACCUCUCUCAAGGAACGUGCCAAGAACGCGCAACAGAUGGCGCUGAAUCUGGGGAGUCACUCCAUGGGCUCCUCAAACAGCGACAAUCAGCUGGCCGUGCUGGGUGUGUGGCAGGAGGACAUGCGCAAGGAAUACCAGUUCUCCACCAACAGACGAGCAUCCAAGACAGCUGUGUUAACAGUCACUUCGACAUCGGAGAAGACGAAAGUCGACGAUGUGAAAAAUGUGCGUGAGAUGAGAGCCUUACAUCCUGCUGGCCAUUUCAAGACCAUGUGGAACAUGCUCGUAGCAGCAUGUGUGCUGCACGAUUUGGUGAUCAUUCCAGUGUAUGUGUUUGAUCCGCCAGAGAAUGUGCCGUUGAAAGUCUUGGAAUGGAUGACGCAAAUCUUUUGGCAAGCUGAUCUGAUCGUGGGUGCCUUCACAGGCUUCUACCGCCGGGGAACCUUGAUCCUGGACAUCCGAAAAGCCGCAUGGCAAUAUCUGGUCACCUGGGGCGUCUUUGAUUUUCUCCUGGUCAUCAUGGGUUGGCUCUUCAUCUUUUUGGACCUUGUGGAAGAUGAUGGGCAAGCGGAUUUGAUCGCCUGGUCUCGAACUCUUCGGGCCAUUCGCUUCUUGCGCUUCGUGCGCGUCUUGCGAUGGCUGAAGCUCAGGGGGGUCACAGAGGCCUUCAAGGAGCUUUUUCAUUCCAACACGGCCUUUUUCUACUACAGCCUUGUGAGUGCAGGGGUGCGGCUUUUGAUAUUGAAUCACUUGCUGGCUUGCUGUUGGUGGGGCAUUGCGCUCAUCUAUCCAGACCAGAACUGGGCCAGGGCCAGCGGGCUCUGGGAUGCCUCGGUCUUGGACCAGUACUUGACGAGUUUGAAUUGGAGUUUCGCGAUGCUGGGUGUCGGCUUGAGCUCCAUCAGGACCACCAAUACCUUGGAGAUCGCCUUCUUCGUGAUCGUCGCCUUUCGAUCCUUAAUGACUUAUGCCACCCUAGUGAGCUCGAUCACCAGUUUGACCAGUGCUCUAAGCAAAAUCAAGGAAGAUGAAACCUCUGAGUUUCGCUUGCUGAGAUCCUACCUGGCUUACAACAACAUCGGAGCUGAGUUGAGCCACAAGAUCUCGCGCUUUCUGCAGCACCAGUACCAUUUGAGGCAGGAAGCCAAGUCCGCUCAUGCCAAUGUGCCUCUUUUGGAGCUGCUGUCUCCAACUCUAAGACGGGAACUGGAAUAUGCACGAAACGCCGGAUCCAUGGAGAAGCUGGAUUUUAUUGCUGAGCUUCUUCCAACGGACGACUUGCAGGUCCUGCAGGUCUUGCAGGAUUUAGCGGUGAAUGCGAUGACCGAUCUGGUGGCGGCCACCAAAGAUGUGAUCUUUUUGUGUGGCAGCACGGCAAGCCAUGCAUUCCUCAAGAUCAAUGGCCCAUUGAGCUACUUCUCGAGUCAGGACGACGAAGAGCAUCAAGUCUCCGUGACGGAGGAGUCGUGGAUCGCGGAGAUUUGCUUGUGGGUAAGCUGGGUCUAUCAGGGUGAUCUAGUGGCGGAGGACGUCUCUCGCUUAGUCCUUUUGGACGUGGGCGCCUUCUGUCGCAUUGUGUCCCAGUGUUCCACCACGCAUCGUGCCGCCAUCGGUUACAGCAGCCUCUUCCUCAAGGCCUGGUGCACUUGGUCCAAGCAGAAUGGCUGGACAGAUUUGGCACCCGAGUCCAUGCUGAACGAUGAGUCGGAGGCCUCGGAAACAGAGACUAACGCGAAGUCUGGGAAGUGUGCGAAGUGCUGUUCAAUCUUGGCUCCUUUGAGCAAAGCCAAGAGAGGCCGGAAUGAGGUGCAAGUUCUGCCUCAGUUAAACUGAGAAGAAUCAUCCAACAUGUACAAGUUUUUUGCAAUUCUUUAGUGUGGGUGACACAUGCUGGUCGUGGUGACCAAGUGGCGACAAGCAGCAAAAUUUGCGCUUUGACGCCCCAAUUGCGCUUUGACGCCUCAAUUCGUCCUCCCUGUGAUCCUUCUGAGUUCAAUAUCAGCAGUGGGAGUGAUUUGCUUCACCAAAUCGAUUCGGCGGAAGCAUGAGGACUCCUGGUGCUGUUUUUUUUCCCGACAAGCUCUUGUUUUUGUGCAUUUCCUGAGCGUUUGUCUAAGUUGCAUGCAAGGUGAUGCGUUUUUGUUGGAAACCAAGGAGAUCAAUUUUCGGUCAUGGGAGGGCUCCCGAAAAGUUUUUGAUGGUGCCGAAGAUGGACAUAUACCCCUGGUUGAAAAAAAUCUCGCGGCCCUUAAGGACAUGCAGCAUAUCCAUGAACGUCCCUGGCUAGCUAACAUUUUGAGUAUUCUUUUGUGUCUCAUCCUUUUCCAGGGUAGGUCCAGUUUCGUAGAAAUCUUGUCAGCGCUUGGCAGACUUGACAGCUGAGAGCCUGUGCAGUACAGCGGAGCAAAAAA
Molecule: messenger RNA, 3091 nt
Organism: Durusdinium trenchii
Lineage: Eukaryota; Dinophyceae; Suessiales; Symbiodiniaceae
Source: the annotation of a GenBank genome assembly